Aspergillus puulaauensis is the source of this 567-nucleotide messenger RNA. RefSeq names its product trafficking protein particle complex subunit (gene TRS33). The transcript has 4 exons. Gene Ontology annotation, biological process: endoplasmic reticulum to Golgi vesicle-mediated transport; regulation of GTPase activity. Gene Ontology annotation, cellular component: cis-Golgi network; TRAPP complex; trans-Golgi network. Bases 1 to 567 code for a protein of 188 amino acids. Lineage: Eukaryota; Fungi; Ascomycota; Eurotiomycetes; Eurotiales; Aspergillaceae. The record is from RefSeq and is a predicted model, not a curated record.
AUGUCGUUCGAUGCGUCCAGUACACCCCCCAAUAAUUCCGACUCCCGAGCCAGGCUCCUCAAUGCAUCAUGUCUAGAUUUCUUGCUCAUUGAGUUAGUGCCAAUGGCUGAGCGAAUAGCCAAAGAUCUCGCGGCGGAAGAUAGAUUACUCGAUGAUGAGGAAACGAAUGAAACGGCGUUUUUCCGCCUCGAGUCACUAGGCUAUAGGGUUGGGCAAGGACUUGCGGAAAGAUUCUCCCGAGAUCGACCGCGUUUCACGGAUAAUCUAGACGUCAUCAAGUUCCUUUGCAAGGAUUUAUGGAUGACAUUGUUCAAGAAACAAAUUGAUAAUCUAAAGACGAACCAUCGCGGUGUAUAUGUCUUGACGGACAACUCCUUUCGCCCUUUCGCGAGAAUGAGCAUGUCCAUCAGAAGUGAGGCCGUAUCAAUGGCGCAGGCGUAUUUAUGGUUUCCUUGUGGUGUCAUUCGUGGUGCAUUGUCAAACCUGGGCAUAUAUGCAACGGUUCAGGCUGAAACCACUGAGCUCCCCGGCGCAACUUUUCAGAUAAAAGCAAUCAACAAAUCUUAA